GGGCCAUACAACCCUCCUACUUUCUCUCCAGAUAUGCCGUUAUACGUGUUGGUCCUUCUGCCUGGAACAGCCUCUCCCUGGGACACUCUCUCUUCACUCACCUCUUUUGGAAGAAAAGUACAGGUGUUAAGAGCAUAGUUUUAAAUUUGGAACCAGGUGGCCUCGAUUGAAAUCUUGAUUCAGUCUUUUAUCAAUUAACUAUCCUCUGCUUCUCGGGACCUCGGUUUCCUCAUCUAGGAAAUGGGCUUGCUUUCAGGAUUAAUGAGAUAAUGCAUGUAAAGGUGGCUGAGACAGUCACAAUUUCCUGGCCUCAUGCCCUCUCUGACCUGAACUCCCCUAGCUCAGUAGUACUGGCAGCAUCCCAGCCACCCCUGCUUUCAAGAAACUUCCUCCACCCACAGAAGCCUGAAUGUACCCCUUGUGCUGGCUGAGUCAUCCUGCCGCAGUUAGCCGCCCCCUAAAGAAAGAUUUCUCUCUGGUGUGGGGACUAGGGCAUGGCACCCCUCCCCCAAGCUUCUCUUUCUUCAUCUGUAAAAUAGAGACGAGAACAGCCUCUGCCAUACCAGGUGGUUGAGGGGUUGCUGUGAGCUAGUUAUGGGUAAAGCAUGGAGCCCAGGCCCUGGCACAAGGUCCAUGCUGGCAGCAAGGCUGCAUUGGCUGCCCUGUGCCCAGGAGACCUGAUCCAGGCCAUCAAUGGUGAGAGCACCGAGCUCAUGACACACCUGGAGGCACAGAACCGCAUCAAGGGCUGCCACGAUCACCUCACACUCUCUGUGAGCAGGCCUGAGGGCAGGAGCUGGCCCAGUGCCCCUGAUGACAGCAAGGCUCAGGCACACAGGAUCCACAUCAACCCUGAGGCCCAGGAUGGCAGUCCAACAACCAGCAGGCGGCCCUCAGGCGGGACUGGGCCAGAAGAUGGCAGACCAAGCCUGGGAUCUCCAUACGGACAACUCCCUCACUUUCCAGUCCCUCACAAUGGCAGCAGCGAGGCCACCCUGCCAGCCCAGAUGAGCACCCUGCAUGUGUCUCCACACCCCAGCGCUGACCCAACCAGGGGCCUCCCGCGGAGCCGGGACUGCAGAGUCGACCUGGGCUCAGAGGUGUACAGGAUGCUACGGGAGUCAGCAGAGCCCGUGGCUGCAGAGCCCAAGCAGUCAGGCUCCUUCCGCUACUUGCAGGGCAUGCUGGAGGCCGGCGAGGGCGGAGAGCGGCCCGGGCCUGGCGGCCCCCGGAACCUCAAGCCCACGGCGGGCAAGCUGGGCGCUCCGCUGAGCGGCCUGCAGGGGCUGCCCGAGUGCACGCGCUGCGGCCACGGCAUCGUGGGCACCAUCGUCAAGGCGCGGGACAAGCUCUACCAUCCCGAGUGCUUCAUGUGCAGCGACUGCGGCCUGAACCUCAAGCAGCGUGGUUACUUCUUUCUGGACGAGCGGCUCUACUGUGAGAGUCACGCCAAGGCGCGCGUGAAGCCGCCCGAGGGCUACGAUGUGGUGGCGGUGUACCCCAACGCCAAGGUGGAACUCGUCUGAGCUGGGACUCCGCUCCCGCCCCUGCUUCUUAAGGUCCCUGCUUGGCCCGUGUAAAUAUGUUUCGCCCUGUCCCUCUAAUAAAGUUCCUCUGCUCGGCCUUGAA
This is a messenger RNA of Cebus imitator (Panamanian white-faced capuchin), 1629 nucleotides long. It is a transcript of the gene PDLIM4, whose product is annotated as PDZ and LIM domain 4. The coding region runs from base 606 to 1526 and encodes 306 amino acids. Gene Ontology annotation, biological process: heart development; muscle structure development; actin cytoskeleton organization. The record is from RefSeq and is a predicted model, not a curated record. The transcript has 7 exons. Gene Ontology annotation, cellular component: stress fiber; Z disc; adherens junction. NCBI's taxonomy places the organism in Eukaryota, Metazoa, Chordata, Mammalia, Primates, Cebidae. Gene Ontology annotation, molecular function: muscle alpha-actinin binding; actin binding.